Messenger RNA from Salmo salar (Atlantic salmon), 1227 nucleotides. The record is from RefSeq and is a predicted model, not a curated record. Lineage: Eukaryota; Metazoa; Chordata; Actinopteri; Salmoniformes; Salmonidae.
AGGGAUGGAGGAAAGAUGUAGCACCAAUCAGGCCCCUGAGGACCGAUAGGAACAUCGACUGAGUAAUCUGCUUUCUACUAUUUAGUGAGAGGCAAGACCUAUUUCUAUAGAAGAAGCACAUUUUUAUAAGUCUCUAUAAAAACACUAUCGGUGUUAGAAUAUUAAACUCUCCCUACCCGGUGGACUGGGAGAUCUGUGGCUAAAUGGAGUGCUACUACUCUGCUGGCCAAUCGGAUAGCUCAAAUCACCUUGCCUGCCUACAGCUUCCAAGACACAAGUUUGAUACUAGCCUACGUGAGAUGUCAUAACUUUUAAAACCAGAGAGAGACUGUCAAAGAAAACAACAAAGAGAAGCUGUUUUUAUGAAACCCCCCUUCAUUUUCCUGGAGAUGUUGAGAAGAAGAGCAGCACGGUCAUCUGGACCAGAGCCUGAAUCUCUUGACUGCCCCCCUGAUACUCCUGACAACAGAGAGAUGAGAGACUCCCCCACAGCCCCACUGACUGACAGAACAGACCAGGAGGUGGAGGAUCACACAGCCAACAUGUCUCCAACAGGUCAAAUGGCUGAUGUGCACCAAUCCAGGAGUCAGAAAUGGAAAGUGGUUUUGAUCAUCCUGUGUCUGUCUGUCACAGUAUCUGUCACACUGUCUUCCCCAUUGGUGACUUUCAGGACCAACUCUACUCAAGCUCACUCCCUUCCUCCCCCUGUUCUCUCUACCUGCCCUCUUCACACAGCCAAUGAGACUAUAACACCAGUUAAGGGUUCAACUCAUCUAAUGGUGUCUGCAUACCAGGACCACAGGGAAGGGGGAGCCACGCGCAUCAUUGCCAUGGUCAACAGAGACCGACCCAUGUCUCUGUACUGUGUGUUGUGCUGAUUAGGACACGCCCCCAGGUCGCUCCAGCUGCUGUCGUAACGCACAGCGUCCACUAUGGUUACCCGUAUGUGGCCGCAGACAUGCUUUGCCUCGAAGAACCAGGAUGCCACGCCACGCACGUCACUCUCGGCACAUCCCUCGACAUCCAGGACACCCUCAACCGGACAUUUCUGAGCAUCCAGAACCGGGAGCGACGGGAGGAGGACUUCCCCUUUUACCUCACCGUGUGCAUGUCCAGCAUGUUUGGAGACUACAACAACGUCCAACAGUUUGUCCAGACCAUGGAGUUUUACAAGCUCCUGGGGGUGCGGAGGGUUGUCCUCUACCUCACCAGCUGUGGACCUGAUCU